UUUUCAAUGACCCAGUUCCAAUCUCUAGUCGUAUUCUGCUAAAGAAGUUUAUGUCUACGAUGGCGUAUAUAGAACUUGAAAAACCUCUUCUUCAAGUCGGUGAGAAGAAACCGUCCUGGAAUGCAUGAUGCUGAGGUGAUUGCUUUGUUACCUGACGUUGAGCUCCAGGAGACGUUGAACAGGGGGAGAGGACGUGAGGGAAAAGUGUUCAUUUGUCCUGAGCGCAGUUGCAAACAUCACGACCCGAAACAAGCUUUGGGCGAUAUCACAGCAAUAAAGAAACACUACGCCAGAAAACACGGCCUAGAGAAGAAUUGGAAGUGUCCAAAAUGCCUCAAGAAAUACGCAGAGGAGACCGACGCAAAAGAACACCUCUUUGUGGGUGAGAGAGGAAUAAAAAGAUGUGUAAAUUAUAGCGUGUAAAAUUAGGGUUUUCAUUGGUGUUAUUUUUUAUUUCCAACUAAUUAUGUGUUUGGUUGUGAUUUUGAACAUUAAUGAAAUAAUUUGGUACCUUGA
Messenger RNA from Impatiens glandulifera, 516 nucleotides. Its product is annotated as protein indeterminate-domain 13-like. The record is from RefSeq and is a predicted model, not a curated record. Gene Ontology annotation, molecular function: DNA-binding transcription factor activity. The coding region runs from base 121 to 423 and encodes 100 amino acids. The transcript has 2 exons. NCBI's taxonomy places the organism in Eukaryota, Viridiplantae, Streptophyta, Magnoliopsida, Ericales, Balsaminaceae. Gene Ontology annotation, cellular component: nucleus.